Drosophila melanogaster (fruit fly) is the source of this 577-nucleotide messenger RNA. RefSeq names its product ribosomal protein L31 (gene RpL31). NCBI's taxonomy places the organism in Eukaryota, Metazoa, Arthropoda, Insecta, Diptera, Drosophilidae. The transcript has 3 exons. The coding region runs from base 141 to 515 and encodes 124 amino acids. Gene Ontology annotation, cellular component: ribosome. Gene Ontology annotation, molecular function: structural constituent of ribosome. Gene Ontology annotation, biological process: translation. The record is from RefSeq and is marked reviewed.
AAUUUGCGAUUUUGUAUAUUAAUCGGAAAACAUCGCAUAUUUCCACGAAGUAAAUGCAACAAAACUGUGUGGACAAUGUUCCCAGUCGAAAAACCGAUCACGGCGAUAUUGAGUAGCACCGUUUCGGGCUAAACAGCACAAUGACCAAGACCAAGGGUGAGAAAAUCAACAAAUCCGCGAUCAACGAAGUCGUGACGCGCGAGUGCACCAUUCACUUGGCCAAGCGUGUCCACAACAUCGGCUUCAAGAAGCGCGCACCCCGCGCCAUCAAGGAGAUCCGCAAGUUCGCCGAGCGGGAGAUGGGCACCACCGAUGUGAGGAUCGACACCCGUCUGAACAAGCACAUCUGGUCCAAGGGUAUCAGGUCCACUCCAUUCCGCAUUCGCGUGCGCCUGGCGCGUCGCCGCAACGACGAUGAGGACUCCCCCAACAAGCUGUACACUUACGUGACCUAUGUGCCGGUGUCCACGUUCAAGAACUUGCAGACCGAGAAUGUCGAGUCCAGCGACGACUAAGCAACGUAAUUGACGGCCAAGAAAACACGGUUAAUAAAAAGUAAUUUUUAUUUAGAAAAAAC